AUGGAUGCCUUCACCGGUGGUGUGACCAUUCUUCAGCUCGUUCAAACGAUAGGGCAAGCUUCAUUUUUUCUGUAUCGAUAUGUUGUUUCCGCCCGCAACGCUCCCUCGUCCUGUAAAAGGCUCCUUGACCAGUACAAUUCAAUCAGAGGUAUCCUCACCGCCGUUAUGGACAUCAAGAAGGAUCCAUGUCUUCCAGACAAUCUCCGUGGUGUACUUUCAAAACUGAUGGCUGAAAAUGGACCAAUCACGAAGCUACAUGGAGAACUGAAGCAGCAUCUGCCGGAUGACCUGGAAAAGGAAACGGGAGAGAUCGCUGAUAGAUCGAAACAAUAUUAUGUCGACAUUACAGCAAUUCUAGCAAUCGACUCAUGGAAUACAAUCAAGGAAAUUAGUCAAGGAGUCCAUGGAUUAAGGGAGGAUUCUACUGCACAAAAGUUGCGCGAAAAAGCCGAGGAACGUCAUAAAUUCCUUCAAUGGAUGAACCUCGUGUCUUGUACUGAAAAGUACGCCACCUGCCAUGGUCAGCGAAACCCUGGGAUUGGUCGUUGGAUUUUCUACACCGAUGAGUAUAAGACUUGGAAUACAUCAGAUCGCGCAUUUCUAUGGUUGAAUGGCCAGCCUGGACACGGAAAGACAAUCCUUGCUUCCUCCGUUAUCGACGAAAUUCAGGGUAAGGGUGAAGCAGAGUCACAGACGCUCAGGUACUUCUACUGCAAUUUCCGAGAUGACAGGACGACAAGCGCAGCAGCGGUUUUGCGCUCCUUGGUUGUUCAGCUACUUCAACAAUCUCAAGACGACUGGAUCACCAAGAUACGCGAGCCAGGGCUGCAAGAAGGUGAUAUUACUUCUCUGCGAAACCUCUGGCAGCAACAAUACGAUGCAAAGCUGCAUCCCACAGGUCUCGGUUAUCUACGAAAGCUUCUUGUUGAAGCAUCGACGCUAGUUCGCCGACCAGUCCUUGUGAUCGAUGCCUUGGACGAAUGCAAGGACCACCCCAACUUGGUCGGACAUCUUGUAAACCUUGCCGAAGAUGCUCGACUACGACUUUUCGUCACCGGUAGAAGCGAGCCAGACAUUCAAGACGCCUUAUAUGAUCUCCCCACCUUGUCGUUGAAGGACAGCGCACAGCGGAUGAAGGCAGAUAUAUGCGCACACAUUACGGAGCAGCUGAAGACUCAGACGAAAUUAUCAUGCCUGUCCGACGCGCUGAAGGAGACAAUUUUGGAUGUUAGAAAAGGCCGAGGGCAUGUAAGUUUCGCUGGGUUCAGUGUCAACUGGACGAAAUCAUGGCUUGCAAAAGACGUAUCGAAAUUGAGGCAGCCCUCAAUAACCUUCCAGCUGGACUUUACGAGACGUAUGAUGGGAUUAUUCAGGCAAUCAAACAAAGAGGACGAAGCGAUGAGCAAAUCGCCCGGAGUUCUCAACGAAGCGAUGAUGAUCGAAGUCGGACAAUCAAAUCUUAGUCCAGACCUUGGUGUUAUGGACCCUAUGGAUAUCGUGACCGCGUGCGGAAGCCUUGUGACAUAUAACGAGAAUACUGGGGUCGUCGCUCUAUCUCAUUAUAGUGUCAAAGAAUAUUUGAUCAGUCGCCCUAGUAACAUCUUUAGAUCGAUCUCAGACAUGCACGCACAGAUCUGCGAGUUCUUGAUUACUCAACAAGCUGGUCUGACCACGACCGUGGAACCUGAUGUUGAUUUUGCUGAAGACGCGGACCUCAGCAAGAGCAUUGGGGUCCACGUGAGGAUAAUCAUAGGUGGUCUUUCUGACCCUGAUGCAGGGAAGUUCCUCAACGCGGUCAAUGUUGUUGCCAACAAGGUUCCCGCCAACUCUCCUCUUUCUCGUGUACCUCAUCUUACAUUCUCAUUUGGACGCGGUCUGCAAGGUGAUGCUAUGCAGAAGUAG
Suillus subalutaceus is the source of this 1902-nucleotide messenger RNA. RefSeq lists its product as uncharacterized. NCBI's taxonomy places the organism in Eukaryota, Fungi, Basidiomycota, Agaricomycetes, Boletales, Suillaceae. The coding region runs from base 1 to 1902 and encodes 633 amino acids. The record is from RefSeq and is a predicted model, not a curated record. The transcript is spliced from 11 exons.